Messenger RNA from Symbiodinium sp. CCMP2592, 3615 nucleotides. The record is from the annotation of a GenBank genome assembly. Lineage: Eukaryota; Dinophyceae; Suessiales; Symbiodiniaceae.
AUGGAUUCAUCCUGGCAGACAGAGGGCCCGAACCCCAACAGCUCCAGGGCGAGGAAGCUCACCGCAGACGUACCUCUUUGCAGCGGCAAGUUUACCCAGAUCUCAGAGUUGCACGAUGGUUUGGCACUGGUCUGUUCAUCAAACUUGGUUUUCUGGUCCGGCCGGGCAGUGCUCUUCGGCGGACGCUCCACUGCACACUGGUCGAGCGGAGGCAGUGAUAUUCAAUGGGUUGGGCCUUGCUGCGCAGGAGGGGUCGCAGUCUUUCUAUCUGAUCGCAUUGUCUUACUGCGCAUAGCAGUUACCGAAGCAGGCGUGUCUGUAUCAAACAAAACGCUUCGCCACCUGACUGCAAGUGUAGAUGAAGUUGUGGCGUUGCCUCGCGGCGGUCUGGCCCUAGCCCUGCAGAAUCAGUCGGCCACUGGCUGCCAUGCAGACAUUCUGGUUUUCAGCGCCUUCGCCCUGUUAAAUGGGCUUGAAGCAUCUUGGCACCGUCAACUGUAUGGCGGGCCUUGCCUUGGCUUGGCUCUCUCUAGCUCUGGAUCUCUAGUCGUUCUCAUGUCAAACAACAUUCAUGUUUUUCCACACGCAGAGGAAGAGGCGCGGCCAGUAGUUACGUGGACAGCACCGUUACCUGGGCCGGGCGUUGAAGGCGCAACAACUGUCUUAAGCUUGCCAGAUGAUCUUAUAGCUAUUGGAUUCUCUUGCACUCGGAUAGAGCUUUUCAACGCUAGCAUCUUGGGCGCUCGGCAGCCAGAGGCGGCCUUGCAGAUAACACGCCUUGGUGCAGAGUGCUCUGUGCAGACCAUGAUUCCUUGGGGCUUGCAUGGCCUUGGCGUGCAAGCUUCGGCUGGAAUUAGUGGCAGCAGUGGCAUUUUCGAUGGCCUUUUCCUUUUCAAUUACUCCGCGAUCAUGACCAGCACGCCGAUCGAAUGGCAAACGCUCAAUGUGACCCGCGAGUUAGCUGACAGCAAUCCCUUCGAUCAUCAUUUAGUGGCUGGUGGGAUAGCUUUGUAUGACUCGACCACGAAGAGGGCAGUCUUCUUUGCCAAUGCUACACCUCAGGGCGACUGGACAGCAACUCCUCUGUUAUCCGAGGAUGCAAAUCCUUUGUUCAGCGGCAUUGGAGCAGUUUCUGAGACAAUUCUGGCAGGUGUGCCAUCGUCAAGCAACUGGGACAGCAUAUCAUUUUGGAAUCUGAGUCUCCAGAGGCCAAGUGGCAGCCCGGGGAUCGUCGAGCCGCUCAAAGCAUUUUGCACGCUUCCGGGGCCAGACUGCGCUUUGGCACCGAUAAUAGGCCGUACUCGAGAAGGAGACCUCGUCUUGCAAUGCGGGAGCAAUGCAUCCAUGAGGUUGCUCCCCGCCGAUGCAAUAAACACUUGCCGCUCAUCCGUCUCUUAUGUUGACGUUCGAUAUUUUGGCACCGACGAUAUGUACCCUUCCUACGUGCAGGCUGUUCCGUGCUGCCGGGGUGGUAUUGCAGGUGUACUGAAAUUCUGUGGAUCAGGAAGCGUGGACCCCUGCAUGUCCAACGUAUCUUUGUUCAAUGCUUCGGUUGUCGCACUCGGUGGCCUCCCUUUUGGUGAGUUUCAGGAAGAGAAUUACAACAAGGUGAUGUCCCUUCUUCCUUUGGCAGACGGAGGUUUGGCCGUUGGUACCCAGUCUGGAGCAAUCUUUGUAUAUCAGGGAGUGGAUCUCGCUCCUGGUGGCAGUUUCCAGCCAUCUGCCAGAUUUGCAGGCGCCAAUUGGGCAGGAAGCUCAAUUCUAAGUGCCUGGGCGAAAGAUCCAUCGAGCCGACUACCAGACGUUUUCAUUGCAAGCCCCAUAGUGUACGAGCCACAGAAGUGUCCCGACAUGACCUAUGGCAGAGGCGGAGAGUGCAAGCCAUGCCCGCACACACUUUUAUCUCUGCAGGGUUCAGGGAGGUGCGGAUUUCGUUCUGGAGGGCGUGUGCUGCUGGUUCUCUUCCUCAGCUCCUUUCUCUGUUGCGGAGCGCUUUCCAUCGGCUUUUUCUUGGAGCCCAAGCUGCUCUCCAAGAAGCAGAUCGUUGCAUGGUGUUGGGGUGUGGCCUUUGUCUUCGUGCUCUGCCCGGUUCUAAAAUCAUGUCUUUUUGGUGGAGAGAGGGGACCUGCAUGGCUCUCAGCGGUUCUUGUGGCUGUGGUGCUCGGAGCUUUCGCGGCGGAGCACUGGACACGACGCCAGCGCCAAGGAAGUGCGAAGGAGAUCCCAGCCACGUCAGGUCUUUUGGUCUUGCUGAUUCUCCUAUCCACGGCCACAGGCUUCUUCCUUCUCUUCGAGCGAGCAGAGCACCGGGAUCUGAUGCAUCCUGCCCAGACCCUGCUUGGGCCUGAUUCUGGGGAGGGUGCCUUUUUCUGUGGCUUCUUGCUGGUCAGCCAGGCCAUCGCACUGACGGGUAUAGCUGUGGGCCAGCGGCGUGCGCAGAAGCUUCUCACGGAAGGCCACGCUCCAGCCGGGAGCUUGCUGUAUUCCGCACGUCCCACCGAAGGGAGCCGUCGCUGCAGCUGCUUGCGAGAACGGUGUGCAGGUUGGCCUCAGAGGCUGCUGCAGUUUUUCAAGAGUUGGAUGGGCCGCCACUUGGUGAUGUUGCUGAAUGCCAGUGUUAGCACCGCGACCUGCUCCUACCAGUACAUGCGGGACGUGUCUAGCCCAAGGCACUGCAUGCUGGCGGUGGUUGCCUUCUCUGGAUUGCUCUCAAUCUCCACGGGUCUCCUGGCUAUCACAUCCGAGUACUUCCAAUGGAAGGUGAGGAUUGACCGACACUUCCGUUGGAGCGUUCUUUGGAAGGUGAGCAUGACGGCAGGCAAAGUUUUGCUGCUGGCCAUGCCAAAGGCCGGCUCCUCCGUCGACGUGCAGUCCACGCUAAGCUGUGGCCCGAACGUCUUGUGCCCUGCAACGUGUCUCGAGGGAGGUGGUUACUGCGCCAAGUUCGAUUUGAUGACUGGCUCCUUGUGCAAGUGCGUCAAGGCGGAGGUGAGCUGGAUCAUUUACAUCCUAACGGCCGUCACGAGCUCCCUUCUUUGCUUGCUGACUUUAGCCGACUUGGCGGCGUUUUGGUCCACGCGUCUGAUACCGUGGCGGGAGUCUGGGGUGCUGCGUUUGCGUGGCUCGGCCGCGCUCGUGGGCGCUGCCGGAGUGAACCUGGCGAGUUUCUCUUUUGCGUUGCUGGUAGCUUUCGCGCCGACAAAGUGCUACCUGCUCGACUUGACGACGGCCAUGUUUCUUGUGGUCCCCUUGAUUCCGCUGACCCUGGUUGCCAACGAGGCCAGGUGGAUCAUCGCCACGUGGAAGGGCGACUGUGAAAGCUUCUCGCUGAUCUGGUCCACCUCCGGCCUGCGUGUUCUUGGUGUGCUAACUUGCUUGGCAGCCUCCUUGUCCGCAGCGCACAUGGCAUGGCGCCCAAUGGCUGAGCUCAACGCAGCAUGCCGUCUGGUGCAUAUUGCUCUUAUGACUAUCUGCAUCCUGGCUGCUCCUUGUGCGAUGUUUUGCAGCGCCAUCCGUGCAAAGAGCUUGUGUCGCAGCGAGGGCGAGGAUGCGAACGAAGAGACCUCUGUGGGAGUCGAGAUUACUGACAGCUUCCGCACUGCACAGCAACAGUAG